AUGGUGGUGGUAAAAAGCAGAAGUGAAGGUGCCUCAAGUAAACUCAGUAGCAAGUCUCAAAAAGGAAAGAAGAAAACAUCCCAGGCAUCAAAGACCAGCAAGGAGAAGGAUCCACUUGCCCAACUGAAGAAGUAUCUGAUGCUCAUGGGUAUAAGAAACUGGUGGUUAGACUCAGCGCUAAAAAGGUGUUCGAGCAUCAAGAGCAAGAAGGCUCGGUUGUUGGAAAUGAUGGAGGAAAAUGGCCUAAAAGGGAGGCCCACUGUUGCAAAAUGUAAGAAAGCAAAGGCCAAGCGAGAGAGGCAAAAGGAACUUGAAGAGCUGGACAAGAGCAACAUCCUUACUGAAUCUGGACGAGGACGACGCAAUGUCUUCAGUCUGUAUGCCAAACAAGAGGAGCCCAAGGAAACUCUCCAGUCACCAGCAAAACCCUCCAGGGCAAAGCCUAUUUUAGAGUCUGAUUCAGAAUCUAGUGCAAAUUCUGGUUCAGAAUCUCGUUCAGAAUCUAGACCAGAAUCUCAUUCAGAAUCUAGACCAGAUUCUGGUUCAGAUUGAUCUGAAUGUGUUAAAACCAGUUUCUUUAUCGUUGAAAACAGAAAAUAUUUGUUUUCAUGUUUAGAUUUUUUUUUUUUUUUUUUUUUUUUUUUUUUAGAAUAAGUUUUGUUUGCAUAUUAUUUUGAAUGUGAUUUUAUGAGCAAAUUUAUUGAGAUUAGUGUUUUUGUUUUAUGAAAAUUUAUAUUUAGUUUAAUCUGUCUAUUGAUGCCAGUUUUCUAGCACCUCCUAGCAUUGAUGAUUGCAGCAGAAGUUCUCUGCCACUAUCUCACAAAUUUCAUCCUUAUAUACUUGAGUUCACUCACCCGUAGUGUUCAUUUAAAUAGUCUAUACUCUGUGUGGAUAGAAUGUAGUGGAUGUGACAUGAAGGUUCCUUGUUAAACUGUACACAUAAUUUUGAAAUAUCUGAGAGGAGAUGUGUGUGUGUGUGUGUAUUUACCUAGUAUUUACCUAGUUGUAUUGUACAGGGUUCAUAGUGUCCUGUCUCUAUAUCUAAUUUUUCUUUAAAGUUAUGCACACUAUGUGCUGUGUGUGUGUGUG
Portunus trituberculatus (swimming crab) is the source of this 1089-nucleotide messenger RNA. RefSeq names its product HIRA-interacting protein 3-like. The transcript has 5 exons. The record is from RefSeq and is a predicted model, not a curated record. Gene Ontology annotation, cellular component: nucleus. NCBI's taxonomy places the organism in Eukaryota, Metazoa, Arthropoda, Malacostraca, Decapoda, Portunidae. The coding region runs from base 1 to 552 and encodes 183 amino acids.